UAGCUUAAGCUAGUUACACCGAAACUGGCCAUUCCAAAUGAACUCUAAAAGAUGCUAGUGACUAAUCCGGGAUCUAACCUAUCUAAUGUGUAUAUAAAUUUACACUUUAUUCUCGUAUACUUUGUAAAUAACUUUAUUCUUAAAAAAUGUGAAAAAAUGCUACCAAAUUUAUUUCUUUAUAUCACGAGUACAAGAAAUAUCUCCUUGAAAACUAUCUCUGUUAUUUCAUUACAAUGAUUUAUUAAAAUCCUAUCCGCUAGAUGUUUUUCGUAAAAAAAUAAUGAUUGAACUCUUUACACUUGUAUAAAAUGUUAUUCCUUAUUUUAAUCCGCCUUCCCGUCCAUUGAUUCAAUUUUUUGCUCCAAUGAUUUAAUU
Rhizophagus irregularis DAOM 181602=DAOM 197198 is the source of this 375-nucleotide messenger RNA. NCBI's taxonomy places the organism in Eukaryota, Fungi, Glomeromycota, Glomeromycetes, Glomerales, Glomeraceae. The record is from RefSeq and is a predicted model, not a curated record.